This is a messenger RNA of Morone saxatilis (striped sea-bass), 947 nucleotides long. RefSeq names its product ephrin-A1a (gene efna1a). The transcript is spliced from 5 exons. The record is from RefSeq and is a predicted model, not a curated record. Gene Ontology annotation, biological process: ephrin receptor signaling pathway; axon guidance. Bases 216 to 899 code for a protein of 227 amino acids. Lineage: Eukaryota; Metazoa; Chordata; Actinopteri; Moronidae. Gene Ontology annotation, molecular function: ephrin receptor binding. Gene Ontology annotation, cellular component: plasma membrane.
AUUUGUUGAGUUACCCUGAUCUCGCUGCAGUUUUAUAUUUCCUGAACGAACCUACUUGCGUUUUGCUUUUUAAAGUCGCUGCAUGCGUAAAGUGUUUUUGUAAGCGUCUCCAGGUGCGCGGACAAACUCUUCUCGCUAAAACUUUUGUUGUUUUUUUUGUUGCACAACUUACCUGAGUUGUGUUUCCACUCUGCACGCCUCCACUCCUCUCCACCAUGGAUUUGGUUUGGAUUGUGGGCUUCGUUGUGAGCGUCUGCGCCUGGUUUGCUUCAGCGGAGCGGCACAGCGUCUACUGGAACAGCACGAACCCAAAGUUUCUAUGGGAUGACUACGCUGUGGAGGUGAAGCUCAAUGACUAUCUGGACAUCGUCUGCCCCCAUUACCCUCAGGGUGAGGUGCCAUUGCUGGAUGCUGAACGAUACGUGCUCUACAUGGUGGAGCAAGAGGACUAUGAAUCCUGCAAGCCCCAAUCUUACGAUCAGAUGCGCUGGGAGUGUGGCCAUCCCUUUGCUCCUCAUGCCCCUGAGAAGUUCUCAGAAAAGUUCCAGCGUUUUACUCCAUUUACUCUGGGAAAGGAGUUCCGCCAAGGAGAAAGCUACUAUUAUAUCUCCAAACCUUUGCACCACCAUGGACAGGAGUGCCUCAAGCUCAGGGUGGAUGUUGUAGCUGCUGAUGGCUCUCAAGAGGCCAGAGUGGCUAAAGGAGGCACAGGUGGGGCUGCAGUUGGAGCUGGGGGUGGGGUUCACAACCCAUCCAACAGACUGCCUGCAGCAGAUGACCCAGUGGUAAUCCUGCCAGACGUCCAGAAGAGUGUACGGACAAACUCUGCAGUGGCAGCUACAUCCCUUUCAAUCCUUUCAUUGCUAGUCCCAUUUUCAUUACUGCUAUUGUUGCACUGAGAGUACAUGAAAGGACUGCUGUUGGCAGAAUUUUUUUUUUUUCAGGGA